This is a messenger RNA of Cydia splendana, 8255 nucleotides long. RefSeq names its product protein lifeguard 1-like. NCBI's taxonomy places the organism in Eukaryota, Metazoa, Arthropoda, Insecta, Lepidoptera, Tortricidae. The record is from RefSeq and is a predicted model, not a curated record. The transcript is spliced from 7 exons. The coding region runs from base 100 to 1029 and encodes 309 amino acids.
UGCAACACUGUUUAUUUACAGAAAGCCGGAGACUUGUGUAAGUGCUCCAAAACGGAUUCCGACAAGCUAAACCCCAACCAACAACCAAAUUACAACACAAUGUACCAGAACCAGGGUGGGUACCCGCAAGGUGGAUAUCCGCAAGGAGGCUACCCGCAAGGUGGCUACCCGCAAGGUGGCUAUCCCCCUCCAGGUGGCUAUCCCCCUCCAGGUGGCUAUCCGCCGCAAGCUGGAUAUCCAGCGCAAGGUGGCUAUGCACCUCAGCCGGGCUAUGGCGCUCCGGGAUAUGCUGGUGAAGCGGGUGGAUACGGCCAACCAGGCGUGUCAGAUUUGGGGGAAGAUGGUUCCGUCAAGGGGUUCGAUUUCAAUGACCAGAGUAUCCGCAAGUCCUUCAUUCGUAAGGUGUAUUCCAUCCUGAUGUGUCAGCUGCUGGUCACUAUGGCAUUCAUUACACUUUUCACCUACCAUGAGGGCUCCAAGCUGUGGUUUAGAGAUCAUUCCUACAUGAUGUUCGUGGCCCUGGCCGUUGUUAUAGUCUGCCUGAUCGUGAUGGCGUGCUGCGGCAACGUCCGUCGCCAGGCGCCGUUAAACUUCAUCUUCCUCGGUAUCUUCACUCUCGCGGAGAGUUUCUUGCUCGGGGCAGUGUCGAGCACCAAGGCGCCUGAAGCGGUGAUGAUGGCAGUGGGAGUGACAGCGGCUGUGUGCCUCGCCCUGACGAUAUUCGCUCUGCAGACCAAAUGGGACUUCACCAUGAUGGGAGGAUUCCUCGUGUGCGCUACUGUUGUGCUGCUAUUGCUUGGUAUUGUCGCCAUGUUCGUCCGUAACAACAUCCUUCAACUGGUCUACGCAUCCAUCGGCGCCCUCAUCUUCUCCAUGUACCUCGUCUACGACACCCAGCUCAUGAUGGGCGGCAAGCACAAGUACAGCAUCAGCCCUGAGGAGUACAUCUUCGCCGCCCUGAACUUGUACCUGGACAUUAUUAACAUCUUCAUGUACAUUCUGACUAUCAUCUCCGCUUCGAGGGAUUAAGGUUGCGUUGUUGUAACGGAGCUCUGCGGAGGCGGAGUAUUUGGCACUUGAAUUUGAUACCGCAUUUAAAUAUUUAUCAAACGGACACCUCUAUAGUUACACAUAUUUAUACUUGCUUAGUAGACUUACAUAAUGCAGAUGAUCAACUUUAGAUGCGGUAUCAUAUUUGAGUGAUUUUUGUAAGGUAAACUACCCAACGAUUGGCACUGAAACGUAACCAGCUAUUGGGACCUUUUUGUAUGAAAGUCAUCUUAGCCUGUCUUUGGUUGGAGGAUAUGGGGAGGGGCAACAAUAGGGUAGUUUACCUUUACGUGGGCAAAAGGUGACGAAAACGCACACGAUGCAAGAUUUUACAACUUUAGUUAACUGUGACAAUAGAUUUCGAAAAUGUAAUGUAAUUCGUAGUAAUUUCAUUUCAUUCACCUAAUAAAACAGUAAUCAAGUCUUGCUAGGUAGUGCUUAGCUUGUCGUCAUCUUAAUUAAAAACUUAUGUCUCUUAAAUUAGUAUAGUGAGGCAUAAAUUUAACCUUUUGACCGCCUAGGACGUCUAUACACGCGCAUAUAAAGAGCCCUUAACGCCAUGACGUGAAUGAACGUUAAGUAACGGGCAAAAUCUGUAAUAAACAAUUCUGUAUUUUAUUACUGACUUUGAUUUUAUUUUUUGGGGCUUGGCGGUCAAAAGGAGUGUUUAUUAUAUUGUGAUUCUCAAUAAUAUUUCGUAUUUUUGUCACAUGACUAAAAUAAGUUGUCGUGUUGCUUAAAAACUCAAUAAUAGGUACUCAUUUAUUUUUCCCUUAUGUUUAAUUGGAAAUUUAAAUAUCCGUAUGGUUUGUUGCUCUUUUUAAAUUAUUCGUAAUAUUAGUAAACAUCGAAUAUUUUUUCUCGUAAAGCUAUAGGAUUUUACAAAGGUCCAUAAUAAAUUAUUCUUACCCUAAAUGAUGACUUUCAUUAUUUUUCUUUUUAUUAGAAAGCAAUAUAAUUAAUCAAUAUAAAAUACUAAUAUAUCUAUAAUAAUAAUCUAUACCUUUCUUAGAAAAUGUUUGCAGAAAUGUUAAUAUUAGUAGUACGCGUGAGAAAGGGGUGAUUUGCCUUUACAUGUAUGUAUUGCAGUGGCGGGACGUCCUUAUAACAUCGAAUUCUACCACUUUGACUCCAGGAAGGUUUGAACUCCUUAUAAUUUUUAUAUUAAAUAUAUUAAAAACGGUUCACUCACGUAUUUUAAGUCGGAAAACGCUCAUAAUAUCGUUAAUAUAUUUAAUAUAUCUGUGUCUCACGGUAGUUUUUAUAUUAUCUCAUCUCAGAUACUAAAAUAACGGUUCGAUUGGUCAAUAAUCAAUAUUUUUUUUUAUUUACACACAAGGUACAUGCUCACAAAAAAAUAAAUAUCGCCAAACUGACCAGUUUGUUGGCGAAUUUAUAACCCAAUCUGUUCAAUCGUGUCAUUUUAGCACCUGGAAUUAUAAAACAGCUUAGUUUUCGCAAUAGUUAAAUUCGGACAUUUUGUAGCAAUUUAGUUAGCAAUUUUACCAUCUUAACUGGUGAAUGAAAAAUUUUAUAACAGUAAUAUGUAAAUAAACCCCUCAAGUCUCAAGGGUUUUGACUUUUCAUACAUCUUGAAUUCGCGUCCGUGGAUUCUUUAACGACGUGAUAUCGCGUCCGCGAACUUCGAGGGGUUAAAUCAACUACACUAUACGGAUUUUGCCACAAAAUGAUUGGUCUUAAUUAUAACGACCCGCCUCUGAUGUUAUGUAUGCCUCACGCAAUAUGUAAUAUUGAUAUUGUGAUGAGACUGAAAUGAUGGAUAUGUAUUUAAUAUUGAUAUUAGUGGUGGAGAAUAAAUAUAAAUUGUAUACUUACCAGUAGUUACUCAGAAAAUGAACUUUAUGCUAACGGUUUAGAGUUGAUAAUAAGUUUGUAUGGUUGGUUACUGGGAAAAAGCCUGUACUGAUUGUUGAUUUUUUAAAUGUCGUAACCCCUUACUGCGUGUAAUACAAAAAGGCUUGUUUAAAUUUGAACUUUAAUAGCUGUUAAUAGAGUUGAAUAUCAUAUCUGCCAUAUAUGGUUUCGUAAGCGGUAAGGGGUUAAAUGUAAAAAAGUCAAUGUGAAUAUGUAUUGAGAGAAAACAUUUUUCAAUGGUACAUUUUUCUAAUAGAUAAUAAAUACUCUAUGAAAAAAUCUCUCAUAGCUACUUGCUAGUUAUCGGCGGUGGGAAAGCUACCUUAUAUCGUUUGUACUUUUUUCAGUGGAGUUAAAAAUUGUUAAAAGGUACGGUCGAAAGUAUUAGUUUAUGAAUCAUUUCUUACCUUGUCACAGUGACAACCAAUAUGAAAUUCGCUAGAGACCUCAUACUAUUGUCACUGUGACAAGGCACAUAAUAAGGUCAUAAAUUAAAACUUUCGACUGCACAUAGUACCUAUAUUUUAAACUUGUUUUUGAACACAUAAAAUACAACUCAUAUUUUAAAUUUUUGGCUGGGGAUACUUAGAAUCGAUAACAGAACACGUUCCAACAGUUUUUAGAAUUUUUGUCUGUUUGUCUGUUUAUCUGUUUGUCUGUUUAUUUGAACGCGCAUCACGUGAAAACGGCUGACAGGUUUUUGAAUGAAGAUAUUUUUUUUUUGUUUAUUUUUCUUGUAACAUUAGUGAAUACAAAUACUUAAUGGUUGCAGUAGUUUUACUAAACAGGCGGUCUAGGUAUUUUAACGAAGGGUCCUAAUAUUGUUUUCGGUUACCGCGAUAGUUACUCGAGAGUUUCUUUUAUUUUUUGCCAUCUUCAUAUAUUGUAACCUUUUUUGCCACUUUUCAACCGACGAAAAAAAAAACGGAGGAGGUUCUCAAGUCGACGCGUAUAUUUUUUUUUUUUUUUUUUUUUUAUGUAUGAUUUUGAUAAUUAAUUUUUAUUGGAAAGGGUAUACCCCGAAGUUGGUCCCAUAUAAAUUUGGAAAAAAAAAAUCCAACCUUAAGGGUAGGAAAAUAGGGGAUGAUUGAUUUUUUCACUCACCGAUUGUAACGUAUGACCACGCAUAACCUUUUACAGAGUAGUCGUAAUAAUAAUAAAAAUUUGGAAAAAAAACCUACCCUAAGGGUGGGAAAAUAGGGGUAAUUUAUUUAUAUUACAGAACAUAAUAGUUAAAGUAGGAUUAUUAAUAUAACAGUUAAUAGCUAAAGCAAGGUAGGUAGCUAUUUUAAAAGUAAUCAAAAAUUAAGCAUGUAAUAAUUUGUAUAAAUUAUAGCCACAGAAAAUUAUAAAAUAAAACUUUUAACAAAAAAAAUAAUUGUGUUAUUUCUACUCAGAAUCACGAGCUCUUUCGAUCGUAAUGAGAAAAAAAAGAGUUUUUUCCUAUUGUGUUACCAUUUCCCCAUAUACUUUAUAUGGCGGUAACAAAAAGGAAAGUUUGAAAAAUGUAUGGAAAUUUUAGGACACUUUUUUUCUCCUAAAAGGAUGGAAAGGGCUCGCGAUUCUGACUAGAAAUAACACAAAAGUGGCAAAAAAUGUCACAGUAUAUAAAAAUGGCAAAAAAUAAAAGAAACGCUUACUCAUGAAAUAAAACUAUUGAAACGGAUUAUAUCGCUUAUAUUGAAUUAGUAUCCAGACGUUUCGACGCUGUAAAGGGUUCGAAACGUCGGGAUGUAGUAUGAAUUCAAUAUACGCGAUAUAAUCCGUUUCAAUAGUUUUAUUUCAUGAAGGGUCCUAAGUUAAAGACCGCUUUAAUAAAACUAAAAUAAACCUUAAAAUACUUAUUUUUAUACAACGUGUCUAAUUUGAUUUCUCUUUAGUCAGGCCAAGCUAACUCUGCGCCGUUUUGGCAAGCGACAGAAUGUGGAAGUGUCACUUUAAAAGUAAUAACGAUGAUGUUAUGACGUCUACAGUGACACUCUUCACUUUGGCACUGCUAAGUUAGUUUGGAUUAAAAACUAUGGUUUUUACUGAGUUUCUAAUUGAUUUGUCUUAUAUAAUGUACAAACUUAAAUUAUUACAGUGUUAGUGCAUAAGGCUUUAUUAAAUGUAACAUUUACACGAUUUUGGGUUUGAUAAGCAAUGUUUGCAUUUAAGGUCCCCGUAGACGGAUGGUUUUAUUGAUAUAUUGCGCAAUAAAGUUGACCGCCCACGAGAUGUGUUUUUGUCCUAACCCAAAGAUAAUAAUCUACCUGAUAAUUAUUCAAUAAUAUGUAUCUAAAUGUCACCAUUUUGUACCGAUUGUCAGAUCCAUCCACACACAGUUGGCAUCAGACAUAUUUGAGCGGCAAAUGUUCUCAAAAACAUCUGAACACGCAACAUGAAGUUAUUAAUAAGUUCGAUUAAAUUUUAAUAAUUAUUAAUCGGAAUAUAGUUGCAAUUGAUUUGUUGCGUUCAAUAAUGCAAAAUUAACUCUAUUUCCUACAAUUAAGGUUCAAUUUCACUGGCAAAAUUGUUAAUAUUUUUUUAUGUUAAUAAUAGAGGCUUUGUUCAGAUAUUUGUGAACACCUUGGCUGAUCCGAUAUAUCUAAUGCGACUACAUCGAGAAAUAAUAUUAGUCAUUAAAAUAAUUAUAAUAUUACAUACUUAAUAUUCACUCAUAUUAUAUGUAUGUAAGGUUUAUUUGUUUGAGUUAGAAUUCACGAAAAUGAAUGAGCCUUACAAGUAUUUGUCAUUUCAUAACCUAAUAUAAUAAAAUAGAAUAGUUUCUCGUUUUGUUAUACUCUUCUAUAGUUUACCUAUACUCUGUAUCUUUAGGUAUUUAAAUAAAAGUAAACAAAAUCUACCCUCAAAUGGCUCCUUAAGCCAGUUGAGGGUAGAAGAAAACAUUACACGAUCAAAUAAUGUAGGUUAAAGUCAGGUUCAGUGACUGAUCCAGACGGUUUUGUAAUUGGUCGGUCAACCAAUAAAUGUUAUAACUACCAUGGUAUAAUAAUAUACUCCGCCUGGUACUCUAUUCCGAGAUUCGCGUAUGACCUAACUGACACGGGCCUACGUCAUCAUGCUGUUUACAGGUUCUCAAACUUUAAAAUGUGGGAGAAUUUUAACCAACGGUGAAAAUUAUUUUAACGGCAUUAAUUUUAAGUUAUUCAUGUAGAAACAUAGUAAAAUAAAACAAAUCUAAUGUAUUAAAUUAAACUUUAUUUAUCUAUACAAAACAAACGUUUGAAAAACUAAUUCACAGUAUCAAAUAAAUGACAUAAAUAGUUCUUUAUUCACAGUUACACAUUAAUUACCAAGCUUACGACGUGAAAAGUUUGGAAAACACUGCGACUGCUACACUGAGCGAGAAGGAAAUAACAAUUAACACGCGUUCGACAAGGAUGACGGUCAGGGCAUGAAGUUAUCUAGAUCCGAAUUGUCAAAUGUGACAGCGCUAUCCUGUGUUGCCAGUAAUGUAAACAGAAUUACCCGAACGUCUGAAAUUUAUUUUGUGAAUCGGAAGAUAUUGCUAACGAAUAAUUAAAAAUGGCGUGUUAUUGUAAAAUUUAAGAUAAAAUACAUAUAAAUGAAAAUUAUAAAGAAAUAUUUUAACUUAUUAACCAUAGGUAUAAUGUACCCAUGUAACAUGUUAUGUUGAAAUAAAGUGGCAAUGUUAUUGUGACGUAGGCCCGUUCACUCUGGGAAUAUUCAUCUUCCCAGAGUGAACGGUCUUCUAUUCACUCUGGGAAUAGAAGACCAUGUUUUAUUAGACCAUGAUAACUACCCGAAAAUGUACAAAUUGUUUGUUUACUUUUAUUUACAUACCUAAAGAUACAGGCUAUAUACUAUAUAAUCAAAAAGCUGUUACUAAAAAUACAUAUGUAUCGAGAAAAAUAUAUUCAUAUUCAGUCAGUUAUUUUUACAAAGCAGCUUUUUGAUACCUUAUCUUAUUAUAUCUAUAGAAAUAUAUAUACAUACUAGGGUGGUUUGAUAUGUAACUUGGUUCGACCUGAAACAAAUGUGUUGAGGAAUGUUGUGUACUUUAUGAAACCAAGCUUUAUGAAAAAUGUGGAGAACUCACUCAGUUGAGAUGCAGGCUUCAUCUAAUUCGCCAGCUAAAACCAUAUCCUGAAUUUCUUAGAGAUGUAUAGGGUCACCAAGAGUCAAAAUCCUGUAUAAUAAACACAUUCAUCAGAAAAAAGAAACAUACGAGAGCAGAAUGAGGCGUCUCACUGUAAUUAAACUCAAAAAUAAAGUUACUAAGUAUAAUAGCUCGUGUUAGCUUAAACAGACCAGUCUCCACAAACAGCACCCGUUCGCGAGUAUGACGCGUAUCUCAGCCAUCGCUCACUCAGUAGAUGCUUCAUCUAAUUCGCGUACUUUUAUUCUUCUUCCAGCUAAAACCAUAUCCUGAAUUUCUAUCGAACCAAGUUAUCUCUCAAACCACCCUCGUAUUCACGGCUUCGAAUAAAUCGUUAUAGCUUCUUUGGUUUUAUUGUAAACUUUGUAUUUAUAGAUAAGUAUGAUAUUAGAAAGACGGGUGCAUUUAAAUUAUAACAAAUAGAAAUAUUCUACAGUCAAAUCUAAAUAUCGUCAGAGCCACUCCACACUAGCCUCUUCCGAGUAACGGCGUCUAGUCAGCUCUGGUUGCUGCACGGCGCAAUGUUGGUGCAACUGCACAGCGUCGCCAUUUUCCAUAGCGCUCAGUUGCUGAUUAUUCGCCGACGCUCAAAAGACGCUAGUGUGUAGUGGCCCUAGGAGACACCUUGCACUAGCGUCUCCCGAGUGUCGGCGUCUAGUCAACUCUAUGGCUGCUGCUCGACGCAACGUUGGCGCAACUGCACAGCGACGCCAUUUUCGCACGCUCAAAAGACGCCAGUGUGGGGUGUCUCUUACAGCGCCAUAUAUUCAGCUUUUUUUUACUUCGCGCCUUAGAUUCCUUUCUCCUCGAGAUUGGUAUCGUGUUAAAAAAAUAUGAAUACAACUCAUUGGCUUCAAAAACGUGAUAUUUAGACGAUUUACUGUACAAUAAGUAUAAAACAUUUGGUAGAAAUUUCAUUGCCUCGUAUUUUUGUACUAAACUGUACAUUCAGCAGUAGAUAUAGACAUAUUAUGUUUACUUGAAGAAACUGCUUAAAAAAAUAUCAAAUACUUUACAAAAACAAUGACAAUACUGGCGUGUAUAGAUUUUUUUGAGUCCCAAGUGUAUAUUAUUGCUGACUGUACAAUGUACAAUGCAUUACUAACUUUGGCAUACCUUUGAUAAUCGGUAUUUUUAGAUAAAACGUGAAUCUGUGCUUUAAAAUCUCACCUACUUAUAAUAAAUGUAUGGCAGGUACAUUCCAAAA